Arabis nemorensis is the source of this 1110-nucleotide messenger RNA. The record is from the annotation of a GenBank genome assembly. NCBI's taxonomy places the organism in Eukaryota, Viridiplantae, Streptophyta, Magnoliopsida, Brassicales, Brassicaceae.
AUGCUUGGUGGGUUAUACGGUGAUCUUCCUCCGCCGUCAGAUGAUGAGAAACCCAGCGGAAACUCCUCCUCCGUUUGGUCAAGCAGUACAAAGAUGGCUCCACCUACGCUUCGUAAACCACCGGUUUUUGCUCCGACGCAAGCAAUUCUCAGAUCUCAGAACAAACCCAAACCUAUUGUAUCAUCUCAGUACAAGUCUUCUCCGUUGAUUACUACUACUCCGGCACCUUCGCAGCCAGCAUUGGUUGGUUUGACAUCAUCUGUGAUUGAAGAGUACGAUCCAGCUCGACCUAAUGAUUACGAAGAGUAUAAGAGGGAGAAGAAGAGGAAAGCUAUGGAAGCUGAGAUGAAGCGAGAGGUUGAGAAGAGAAGACAAGAGGAAGAAGAAAGAGAGAAGAGAGAAAGAGAGAAGGAGAGAGAUAACGAUAGUGAGUCUCGAUUGAAUGUCUCCGGUGAGGAAGCGUAUAAUAGACGAGCUGCCAUGAGUGGUGGUGGUAGUGGGAAGAGACGAUCUUCGUCUCCGCCUGGGAACGGAGACGGAUUUAUCAUUGGGAAAUCGGAGACGAGUGGAUUAGGAGUUGGGGUUGGUGGGCAGAUGACAGCAGCUCAGAGGAUGAUGGCAAAGAUGGGUUGGAAACAAGGACAAGGGCUUGGGAAGCUUGAGCAAGGGAUCACAACUCCAUUGAUGGCGAAGAAGACGGAUCGUAGAGCUGGUGUGAUUGUGAAUUCUAGUGAGAAUAAAUCAUCGGAGAAGAAAGUGGUCAAGAGUGUGAAAUUCAAUGGAGAACCAACCAGGGUUUUGCUUCUUAGAAACAUGGUUGGCCCAGGACAAGUUGAUGACGAGCUAGAAGACGAGGUGGGAUCUGAGUGUGGCAAAUACGGUACUGUCACUCGUGUACUGAUAUUUGAGAUCACUGAAGCUAACUUCCCUGUACACGAAGCAGUCAGAAUCUUUGUUCAGUUUUCAAGACCCGAGGAAACAACUAAAGCCCUUGUCGACCUAGACGGGCGAUACUUUGGAGGAAGGACCGUGCGUGCAACGUUCUAUGACGAAGAGAAAUUCAGUAAGAACGAGUUGGCUCCAGUUCCAGGUGAAAUCCCUGGCUAUUAA